This is a messenger RNA of Nilaparvata lugens (brown planthopper), 1754 nucleotides long. Its product is annotated as oocyte zinc finger protein XlCOF15. Gene Ontology annotation, biological process: regulation of transcription by RNA polymerase II. The record is from RefSeq and is a predicted model, not a curated record. NCBI's taxonomy places the organism in Eukaryota, Metazoa, Arthropoda, Insecta, Hemiptera, Delphacidae. Bases 320 to 1006 code for a protein of 228 amino acids. Gene Ontology annotation, molecular function: RNA polymerase II cis-regulatory region sequence-specific DNA binding; DNA-binding transcription factor activity. The transcript is spliced from 3 exons.
UUGGAUUUUUAGCUCGCGUUGCAGCUGGCCUUGCUGGCCAACGUUCAUCUGUUUCAUAAAUCAUCUGUUUCUGUUUCUGUCUGUAUCUGUAGUCUGUACUUGAUGUACAUGUACUUCACUUCAAGAUUCAAGACAAGAACAAGAUAAUAUUCAACAAUGGCUGCUACAAUAUAUUCUUUUAUUAUUUGAUUUCUUUAAAGUAUAGUUCUGAAGGAGUAUUUUUAAUAUUAGUAAAAUUGCAGAAGUAUUUUCAAUAUAUUCAGCCUUACUUGAAAUUUUUCAGCAAUCCAUAAUUUAGGUGUCACUGAAAUUUUCUAAGAUGAGGCUCACACGCAAUUCAUUGAAGUCGAGAUUAGGCAGAACGCGUAGUGGCAGUCAGGUGGUGCCGGCGCACAUGCGCAGAAGACGCCGUCGCCGCAACGCACAGUCACCACCGUCCGCGCAACCGCCGCAAAACGAAGCUGACUCAGCCAGUGACGACAAUGAGUCGGCCCAGCCACAUGUCGAGGAACCGCAGCCUACCACUGAUAAAACAGUAUCUUGUGUGGCAUGUACUGAGAAGAUUCCGCCUCAGGUCGACCUAAGCAAUCUUCUCAUUUAUCGAACGUAUGUUUGUACAAUUUGCGACUAUAAGUGCUAUCGAGCUCAAAGUUUGGUAAUCCAUAUUAGAACUCAUACUGGAGAAAAACCGUUUAGUUGUACAUUUUGCGAUUACAAAUCGUCGACGUCGUCAGCGCUAACUAUCCAUAAACGAACGCACACAGGAGAUAAACCUUUCAGCUGUCCACUUUGUGCUUACAAGGGCAUUUCUUCGUCGUCUUUGAUCAAGCACAAGAAAUCGCAUGCGCUUAGAAAGUUUCGAUGUCUGAAAUGUGAUGAAUCGUUCACUACAGAGGACCGUUUGACGAAGCAUACCUGGUUGCAACACCAGAAACCAGGCCCACGUUGCUCCAAGAAAACAUUCAAACAGUUGCUAGAACUUAAAAAGUGUUCAACUCCCACCUAGAUUAGUAUUCAUUUAAUAGUGAAUUGGACAGGGCUUAGACAAUUCAUCACUUCUAAAUUUAGUAUAGAUUAUAAGCUAUUAUCGAAAUUCAAUUUCAACACCGAUUGAUAUUAAUAAUAUUCUAUAUUGACUGAUUGACAUGCCGUCAAUACAGAGCUCUCGUAGAUAUGUUUAAUGAAACAAUUUAGGGCAAAUCAACUAAGGGAUCCUAAAAUACAUUUUAGGCUUGUUGAUACUCAUUUGAACAAUACUAACUUGAAUGUUGUAGACAAAUUGCAUCAACAUAUGAGUUGUUGACCAACUUUUAGAGAUCACUCUAAUUGAUGUUAAUCAAUAAGUUAUUCAAAAUACUAUGAGUACCUCUUCUACCAUCAGUCAGACUAUCUCUGUUAAAACAUUGAAGCAAUUAUCUUUGAGAUAACUAAUUUCAUUAUGUAAAUCGCUAGUACAAAUAUCUGUAUAUUAAUGAAGAUUUUAAUCUUAGAUUAUUUUUAUUCGUGAUAUUCGAAAUUAUCAGUCUUUAAGACUCAACUUCCGGGAAAACGCUGUGCGUAUUAAAUUUAGAAUAGAGUAUUAGUAGACAUUUAUGAGAUAAGUGAUUUCAGUUUUUUAAUUUGUAUUUUUCCAGAUUUUUCAAAGUUUAUUUUGAUUUUUGCUUAAAAUAGUGACAAAACUUAUUUUCCAAUUGUUCCCAGUUGUUGCUUUGAUAUUCGUUCUCAAUAUUUUCAAUAAAUUGAUUUCAACAGUA